AUUUAUCACAAUUGAUAGUAGUAUAUGGUGUAUCGUCGAGUGUACAACCUUGCUUCAGCGUCUAGCCGCAACAUAAUAUUAUAUAUUUAUCAAUAUAUAAGAUAAAUAAGUAAAAAAUAGCCGUUUAAAAUGAAGGCUACAUUAGCAGCGCUGAUGUUGUGUAUCUCCAGUGGGUUUGCUUACAAGAUCCUGUGCAUCCUUCCUGUACCUUCGAAGAGUCAUGAUCAUCUGUCUCUUGGUAUCGUGAAGCCACUUCUGAAGGCUGGUCAUCAGGUGACAUGGGCCACCCCGUAUGAGAAGAAGAAUAUCCAUGAAAACUUGACUGUGAUAGAACUGAAGGAGAUUCGGGAAUUUGUUGAAUCGGUGGACAUCAUGAGUAAAACCGACCUGGGCUUCCAAUACAUGAGGAACUUCGCCCGGAACAUCUCCAUCGGCACUGCUCAGCAUCCUGUGCUGCAGCGGGUGCUGGUGGAACAGCAGUUCGAUGCUGUGGUCUCUGUCUGGUUCAUGAACGAAUUUGAGGCUGGCUACGCAGCCAUCCAGCAAGUACCCUGGAUCCUGGUGAGCUCCGUGGGCUACCACCCUCACCUGGAGAAGCAGGUGGACCAGGUCAGGUCCAUCGCCACCGUGCCGCUAGCAUUCAACGACAACGGAGACCGACCCAUGCCUACUGUGAGGAGGUUCAUCAAUGGCCUGAUCUAUAUGAUCAUGAAUUUCGAUGAGUGGUUCGACAAACCCACCCUAACCUCUACUUACGAGUCCCUCUUCAGUCCCCUAGCUGCCAGAAGAGGUGUACCCCUCCCCCCCUUCGAAGACGCUUACCACAACGUGUCCAUACUCCUGGCGAACUCCCACGAGUCUAUUGGGUACCCCAUGAGCUUACCACCGAAUGUUAUUAAUAUAGCUGGUUAUCAUAUUGAAGAACCUGCGCCGUUGCCUAAGGAUCUUCAAGACUUGCUGGACGGAUCACCUCAAGGCGUGAUCUACUUCAGCAUGGGCUCCAUCCUACGCUCCGCAGCCCUAAAGCCUCACACCCGGGAUGCUCUGCUGAAACUCUUCGCCUCCCUCCCUUACACCGUGCUGUGGAAGUUUGAGGAGCCUCUGAAGGACCUCCCUCCUAAUGUCCACGUCAGGUCUUGGAUGCCUCAACUUAGUAUACUUGUGCACAAGAACAUCCGUCUAUUCAUCACCCACGGUGGACUCCUCAGCACGUUGGAAGCGGUCUACGCUGGAGUACCACUCCUGGCCAUACCGGUGUUCGGAGACCAGCCCUCGAAUGCUGAACGCGCUGAACUAGCUGGGUACGCUGUUAAGGUGGACUUCAAAGAUGAUAUGGUACCUGAUGUGGAGGCAGCGCUGAAGAAGAUGCUUAGUACUGAUGUCUACUACAACAAAGUGAAGCAGAUUUCUAAAACAUUCCGUCAGCGCCCGGUUCCACCAUCAGACCUGGUAAACUUCUACAUAGAGUUGGCUAUAGAGACCCAAGGUGCAUAUCACAUUCGUUCACCAGCGCUGGAAUACAAAUGGUAUGAGCUAUGGAUGCUCGACUUUGUCCUCAUUGUACUAACCAUACUUGUCCUGUUCAUCACGCUUGUCAUACUUGCCGUAACUGGCUGUCUCAGAAGAAUACUAGGCAAGAAGCAGAAGAGACUAGCGCUUAAGAAGAGGAAUUAGUUUUAAGUUAGUGUUAAGUGUA
Spodoptera frugiperda (fall armyworm) is the source of this 1696-nucleotide messenger RNA. Its product is annotated as UDP-glycosyltransferase UGT5-like. The coding region runs from base 130 to 1674 and encodes 514 amino acids. The record is from RefSeq and is a predicted model, not a curated record. The transcript has 10 exons. Gene Ontology annotation, molecular function: UDP-glycosyltransferase activity. Lineage: Eukaryota; Metazoa; Arthropoda; Insecta; Lepidoptera; Noctuidae.